GGGAGGCGCUGACUGGGCUGGCAAGCCCUGGGCACAGCGGAUGGUGCGGCCGCGGGCUCGGCACAGGAGACGCGCCAGGGCCACUCGCGCAGGGGACCAGACCCCGGGGCGAAGGGGCCGGGAGGAGCUCCCCACCCCGGGGCAGGAGCGGGGCCCGGAGCAGCGGGGCCCCAGUCAGCGGGCACGGCCCGGCCCGGCCCGGCCCGGCCCUCAGCAUGACAGAAGAAGUGCCCGCAGCUGCCACCGCGCCGGCGUGCAACGGGAGCGUUCCCCCGGAGGACGGCCCGCUCCAGGUCAUCGGUGGCCUCGAAGAAAUUGCAAAAUCUGUUGGGACGGUCCCGUACGCAAACGCAGAAAUGAGCCCUGACACUUCACCUGCCAAGGAAAAUCUGGAGGAAAAUAGAAAUUCAUUGCCAGAGGACAUCACGCCUGAGAGUUUUGCUGGAGAGAAGCGAUGCCAAGAAAAGCGAGAGGAGAACGCUGGGACACCACAGCAGGGACCAGCGGAUAUCCAGGACACAGGGACCAAUGGCCAGGGAUCAGGGGAAGGGCCGGGUGGCACGGCAGGGACGGGCACGGCGGGGACCGGCACGGCGGCCGCUCCCGGCACGGAGGUGGCGGAGACCCCCCCGGGCAGCGCCGAGCCCAGAGGGAACGCGGCCGAGGAGGCGGAGGAGGAGGAGGAGGCGGAGGCGGAGGAGGAGGACACCGAGGAGGACGAAGUUCAGGUGAUUGAAAUCAAGAAGGAGACCAGCGAGGCGGGACAGGGAGACAGCGGCAAGCAACCCUCGCCCCCGGGCAGCCCCGGCUGCAACUCCCCGCUGCAGAGCGGGGAGCCGCCCAGCCUGGGGAAGAAGAACGAUAUCUCCAGACACAGCUAUUCCAGGUACAACACAAUCUCCUACCGGAGGAUCCGUAAAGGAAACACCAAACAGCGGAUCGACGAGUUCGAGUCCAUGAUGCACUUAUGAACUGAGGGGGAAGUGCCUGACGCACCAAGCCUUUGCUCUGGGCUGGGUUUUAUUUUGUUCCCCCAAAACGUGUCUCUUCACACAACACAAGGUCACUGCUUUUCUUCUUUUUGUAUAUGAUUUAUAAUACACUGUGAAAAUUUAACAUCUUGGCUUUGACGGGGGCAGAGGCAUCCAUAGCGCAGGAAAAUAAAUAAUCAGUUUGCUAA
Molecule: messenger RNA, 1180 nt
Organism: Vidua chalybeata
Lineage: Eukaryota; Metazoa; Chordata; Aves; Passeriformes; Viduidae
Gene: ERMN
Product: ermin
Biological process (GO): actin filament organization; morphogenesis of a branching structure; regulation of cell shape
Cellular component (GO): extracellular exosome; neuronal cell body; filopodium
Molecular function (GO): actin filament binding
Source: RefSeq, a predicted model, not a curated record